AGCUGUGUCUAAGCUCUAGUGAAGCCUUUCUGGGGUGGAGUGGGGAAUGCCAAUGGCCUGGUGCUGUUUUGAAGGCUGGAUAAAGUGGUAGAAAAUGCAAAAGCAUUGAAAGGACACAAAUGCAGAAGAGCAUCUAGGAAUGGCCGCCCAGACGGUCGUGACGAUCCAGCCGCAGUAUGGCAUGCCCGCUGCCUCCAGGUGCAUUUGGCAGACGGGGCUGAUGGACUGCUGCUCGGACUGCGGCGUCUGCUGCUGUGGGAUGUUCUGCUUCCCCUGCCUGGGGUGCCAGGUGGCCGGGGACAUGAAUGAAUGCUGCCUGUGUGGGACCAGUGUGGCCAUGAGGACCCUCUACCGCACCAGAUACAACAUCCCGGUCAGUGGGUAACCUGCCCCCUCACCCUGCUGCGAGGCUGAAAGGCGAGGUGCCCCCCAGGGAGGUGGUGGAUUCACUGUCCCUGGAGGUUUUUAAGAUGAGACUGGAUGUGGCACUUCGUGCCAUGGUCUAGUAAUCACGGCGAUGUUGGAUCAAGGGUUGGACUUGAUGAUCUUGGAGGUCUUUUCUAACCCGGUUGAUUCGAUGAUUCUAUGGGGGAUGAGCACAGGGCAGCUUUCCCCUCACAAUUGUUUUCCCUUUCGUAUCCUGCAUGAUGCCAGAGCAUGGAACAGGGGUUGGGACAUCCUCAGUUGAGCUGAUCCCUGGGCUGGUAUCCAACAACACACAUAAACUGGACACAGCU
Neopelma chrysocephalum (saffron-crested tyrant-manakin) is the source of this 737-nucleotide messenger RNA. It is a transcript of the gene PLAC8, whose product is annotated as placenta specific 8. The transcript has 3 exons. Bases 140 to 385 code for a protein of 81 amino acids. Gene Ontology annotation, biological process: positive regulation of transcription by RNA polymerase II. The record is from RefSeq and is a predicted model, not a curated record. NCBI's taxonomy places the organism in Eukaryota, Metazoa, Chordata, Aves, Passeriformes, Pipridae.